Messenger RNA from Coregonus sp. 'balchen', 13044 nucleotides. The record is from the annotation of a GenBank genome assembly. Lineage: Eukaryota; Metazoa; Chordata; Actinopteri; Salmoniformes; Salmonidae.
AGCUUCCCACCCACAAGACACAGCAGACAACACACAGCCACACACACUCAGCCAUACAUGUCUCACCAAAGAGGGGCGUUUGGCUGUUCAUCCACCUCAGCCAUGAUGCCAAGCCAAGAUGGAAUCUCCACAACAGGAGACAACCUACUACAACCUCCCGAUCAGGCAAGUACCAAACUUUGUCAUGUAGAAAAUAAGUUAAUUUAAUGUGUUCAUAUUUGUAAUACACAACAAAAUAAAUCUAAAGCCUUCAUCUUCUGUGAAACACCUUUAUUGUAUUGGUAUUGGCCCGUCUUAUUAGAAAGGGUUUAUAUUGCAUUUUGGCACUAUGGACAUCAUCAGGCUCCUGUGUGUGUGUUUAGAGUUUGAUAUCCUCUUAGAUAACAGUUUGGGAGGACGGCCUCAACGGAUGCUGAGGUUAAAUUGGUUUGCGAAACUUUAUUUUCCCCAUCAGUUCAGUUUUGAGUGACUUCAAAAUACCUUUUGUAUUGAGAAGAAAUGUGUCAUGAUCAUUGAUGUUUUACUAACACUUUAACUGACUCUUGUUUAUCAUUAAUGUACUCGUUGUGUAAGCAUUACAUGCAUUCCAUUUGGUAUUUUUAGAUAAGAUGUGACCAUGACUCAUACUUCGGUACUACUCAGUGUUUCUGUUUGAGGUCAGAUGAUACUGUACGGAGAGGGAUGUGUUUUCACUUUUCAUAAAAGAACCACAGACAAGACAGCCAUAGUUUUGAUACCUGUGUGUGUCUGUGUGCGCGCGUGUGUGUAUGCAUGUUUUAUGUGCAUUCUUUUUUAUCCAAUUCUAAAUUUGAGUACAGAGACUGGAGUAGGGUAGUUUCCAUAUCGCCUUCAAUGAGGAAGUCCCUGCCAGAAUCGACGCUUAUCUGACGUGUGUCACCCUGACUAUGCAUGGGAUUGUUUCACAUUAAAACUCAGACAUUUCUCAAGCUCCCCACUAAUGCAUAAUUGAUAUGUCACAGCAGGUACAUUUGGCCUAUCUAAAGCGUGUAUUUCUAGGAUAAGUAUAGGGCCAGGGGUUUCUUGACCACCAGUGGCUAAACUGUGUUGUUUCCCUUCCACAUUUGCCUCCAUACAGACUUGUGGCUCAACUAGGAACAGACAGAGACAGGUAGAGUGAGAAGAACCUCUCCACUUCAAUUGUAUAUUUUAAAUAUGCACAAAAUAUUAAUGUUAUUUUGCUAUACAUGCUUCCCACAACCAAGGGUUCCUGUAUUACAGUAUUGUGUGUAACCCCUCUUUCUCUCAGAGCUCCCCUGCCCGUAAACUGGGGAUGACCAGAAAACAGAAGGACAGGAGGGUAGGUCCAGCUCCUUUUUUCUCCACCUAGGGACUAGUGUUGUUAAGCAGUAUGAGCUAAAGCCUUGUGCUGCAAUGAAUAUCGUAAUCAAUAAUGCUGUGUCUUGAUUGUGUCUGUCAUUAUCAAAUAAACUAUUAAGUAAGUUUGUACACAAUAACUUUAUGAACUGUGACUUUGACUUCAGCAUUUCCUGAAUACAGCACACACAGUAGAUAACAUGAUCUAUGUACUUUCAGGACUUUAAAGAGAAUGAGAACCCAGAAGAGAAAGAGAAAAGACAUAAGGAGCAAGAGGUAUUAUCACUAUAACUUAUAAGAAUUGUGCUUGUUUUCAUAUACUUUUUUUCUACAGCAGGUGACAUUAGUAGGCCUUUCAGAGUCCAUAUUGAAGGUUCAUGUUUGACCGUCUUCUCUCUCUUUCUCACACAUCUUCUCCCUCCCAGCUCAAGCCGCUGUAUAAAGAGCUGCUUUAUACUAUCACCCACAUGCUGGGGAAGCCAGCCUCGGCAGAGGUCUUCACUGACAACCAGCUCCACCAAUACAUCAGAGAGGUGACAAUCUAACCAAACAAACUCAACUAACCCUAUACUAUACUAACCCUCUCAUUUACAUUACAUCUAACCAAAAAUGCUAUGCUUUGAUUAUUUCAUUGUCCCAAUACUAAUACCUCCCCCUUUAGGCUUUCUCUAUGGCAGUGGAUGAACACCAGAGUCUGACAGAGAGAGUCCAGAGCACAGAGGUGAGUUAGCAGAGGAGUUUCAUAGGUCUAUGAGAAGCCAUUUGACCCAGCAGUAUUUACCUAUACAGUAUCUAAGGGGGUUUUGUCACAUGCAAGAAUCUACCUAUUCUUUUUCUGAGUUCCUGAGUCUGAGUCUUGUCCACAGCCUCCAGUCUACUGUCUGAUGGCCACUGUGAAGGAAGCCAAGGGCAUCCUGGGAAAAGACGUCAGUGGUACGUCAUCCUCACCUCAGAUCUGUGAACGCAAUCAAAUUCACUUAGGGUUAGGGUAAACUAUUUUGAUUAUCUGGAGGUGGCAAGAGAUUUCUCUAUUUAUGUUGGUCCGUUUAGGAACUACAGAUCUGGCAGAGGUUUUACUAUUGUGGUCUGCGAAUCCAACUAUAGCUGACCUCCAUUGUGUUGUAUUAUGUUGUCCCCAGGUUUCAGUGACCCAUACUGCUUACUGACCAUCCUGGAGGAUGAGAAGGAGAGCAGGACACGGCGGUCCAGACCUAAACCCCGUAAAGCCGUGGUGAAGGACGCCGUCUCAGACGAGAAGGUUUUCACGACAGACACCAAGAUACAGACCCUCAACCCCAUUUGGAACCAGACCUUCGUACUGUGCGUGAAGGAACAUUUACAUAGCACCUAGAACCUAUAAAUAAAACAAACCUAUGAGUUUACUUUACAUAGGGUAUCUUGAAAUUGCCUGGUCCCAGAUCAGUUUGUAUUGCCUUGAACAUCCUGAUAAAGUAAACACUGAAGCUACUCCAUGUGGUGUCUUUCAUGGAGAUUGUAAAAAAUUUUCUUCCCCUGGGCUGGUAGGGAGUUUGAAGACACUGCAGGGGCCAGCUUCCACAUCGAGAUGUGGUGAGUUACCAGUAAACCAUUGUUUUGUUAGGUUGAAGUAAAAGACACUCAAUUUUUUUUCAUAUUCAUUUCUGAUCAAUCUCUCUCUCGUAGGGACAAGGAUGAGGAGGUGUCUCUGGCACAGAAGCUAGAGGAGAUCAGAACGAAUUUCCAUGGACUGAGGAGGUAGAGCUUGCAUACACGCACACGCACACACACACACACACACAUUAUCACAAUGUUGAUUGUUUCUGAUCCCAUUCAGGAUGUUCAAGGAUGCUAAGAAGGAGAAAGGCCAGGAUGAUUUCUUGGGAAGCAUUGUGCUGAGACUGAAGGUAAAGCAGUUUCUAAACACGCACGCAUGCGCACAUGCUCACCCACCCUGAUGCUCACCAUGCAACACUCCCUGUGUGUGUGUGUGUGUGUGUGUGUGUGUGUGAAGGACCUGCAUUUUACAGAGGAUAACUGGUAUGUUCUGGAGCCGAGGACAGAGACUUAUCCAGAUCGGGGCCAGUGUCAUCUGCAGCUCAAAUUCAUCCAUAAAGAGGUAUGGAGCUCAAGUCCCCCUACAACUCUCUACUGGCAAAUUAUGUUUAAUAAAGCAGAAUUGGUCAACAUAAUGAACACACAAAACCAAAGUUGUCAAUCUACACAUCUAGUCAGACUGAUGAGAGAAACACCCAAGGAGCAGGGUGGUCUUUCUCUUACAGUAACCUUUUAUUAACAGUAAGUAUAGUUGUUGAUCUACAGUAAGCUUAGUUUAUCACUUGUAGUUGGUGAAAUGUCUACUGUACAAUUGUAUUUAUUGUAUGUAGAAAAAGAAACAGACCGAUUACAGUAUGUGUUUGUCUGUGACAGAGAGACGGGACAUUGAGUGCUGGUCGUAGUGCUUACGUCAACUACUGCGGGAUCCUACAGCAGUUUGUCCAGUCACACAUCUCUAAGCAGCAGGUAAUAAAUGUUCAGUUCCAACAUUUCACAGUCAUAUACCUGUACAUCUAGUGGUUAAUCUGUGAAGGUAAUACACCUGCCUCAGGGUAGUGGUCCAUGGAAGGGGGAGUUGUGUGGGGAGGGACAGACCCUGUUGGAACUCUACGCCACUCAGAAUAACCUCUCACCUUUCCUGCAGGACCUGGCGUAAGUAGGCUACCACACACUCAAAACACAUACACACAUCUACACUCACAUGCAUGUACAAAUUGACACUAUAUGUCUUAUAGGAAGUGGGUGGCCUACAGUAAACUCUACCAGAGUUUAGAGGUGGACUCCUCAGUACUGCUCCAGCAGCUGACCAGUAUAGAGUACCACUGGCACCAGCAGGAGCUGCCCCACCAACAGGUAAGACAGGCUUUACUUUGCUAUUUGCAUAUUAUAUACUGUGUAUAUAUUUUACUAAUGAAAUAAACACAAACAUAUGUGUACAGAAACAGGAGCUAGGGGACUCUCUCCAUGGUUUCCUGCAGUACGGACUGUGUCUCGUGGCCAAGUACAGAGACAUCUUUCCCCCAACGCAGGACGCUACCACUCGCCUACACACACUGCUCAGGUACCCUACUGUAUGUAUGUGUGUGCGUAUGUGUGUGUAUUUGUAUUUAUUAUGGAUCCCCAUUAGCUGCUGCCAAGGCAGCAGCUACUCUUCCUGGGGUCCUGCAAAAUUAAGUAAGUUAUACCAUUUUUUAAAACAUUACAAUACAUUCAUAAUAGAUUUCACAACACACUGUGUGUCCUCAGGCCCCUACUCCACUACCACAUAUCUACAACACAAAACCCAUGUGUACGUGUGUGUAUAGUGCGUAUGUUAUCAUGUGUGUGUAUGCAUGUGUCUGUGCUUAUGUUUUUGUUGCUUCACAGUCCCCGCUGUUCCAUAAGGUGUAUUUUUAUCUGGGUUUUUUAAUCUGAUUCUACUGCUUGCAUCAGUUACCUGAUGUGGAAUAGAGCUCCAUGUAAUCAUGUCUCUAUGUAGUACUGUGUGCCUCCCAUAGUCUGUUCUGGACUUGGGGACUGUGAAGAGACCUCUGGUGGCAUGUCUUGUGGGGUAUGCAUGGGUGUCUGAGCUGUGUGCUAGUCAUUUAAACAGACAGCUCGGUGCUUUCAACAUGUCAAUACCUCUUACAAAUACAAGUAGUGAUGAAGUCAAUCUCUCCUCUACUUUGAGCCAGGAGAGAUUGACAUGCAUAUUAUUCAUGUUUGCUCUCUGUGUACAUCCAAGGGCCAGCCAUGCUGCCCUGUUCUGAACAAAUUGCAAUUUUCCUAAAUCCCUCUUUGUGGCACCUGACCACAUGACUGAACAGUAGUCCAGGUGCGACAAAACUAGAGCCUGUAGGACCUACCUUGUUGAUAGUGCUGUUAAGGUAGAUCAGCGCUUUAUUAUGGACAGACUUCUCCCCAUCUUAGCUACUGUUGUAUCAAUAUGUUUUGAUCAUGACAGUUUACAAUCCAGAGUUACUCCAAGAAGUUUAGUCACCUCUACUUGCUCAAUUUCCACAUUAUUUAUUACAAGAUUUAGUUGAGGUUUCAGGUUUAGUGAAUGAUUUGUCCCAAAUACAAUGCUUUUAGUUUUUGAAAUAUUUAGGACUGACUUAUUCCUUGCCACCCAUUCUGAAACUAACUGCAGCUCUUUGUUAAGUGUUGCAGUCGCUGUAGUAGUGCCACAGGUGUAGAGAGGAGUAGGCAGGAGGCAGUCGCAGGUUUAGAACUACUGAAUUUAUUUAAGCACCAUAGAUCAAAGCGGGACGAAACCCAAACGCUGUUGUGCUCAAAAUAUAUCUUAAUAAACAAAAGGCACAGGGUGAACCCAAAGUGCAAAAUAUAAAGUACUCAAGAAAUGGUAGGAGAGAUUCCUCUCAGGAAAACAAGUAACAUAUAAAAUGACCGACAAAGACAAAUGGCAGAGGGAGUGUAUAUAUACAGUGAUAGAGUGGGGAUUGGAACCAGGUGUGUGUAAUAAUGACGAGAACAGUCCGGGGUUGAUGAGUGAAGGGUGUUUGCCAGCAGUAGGUUCGGCAGCAGCUAGAAGGCCGGCGACGCCGAAUGCCUGAGCUGGACAGGAGGGGGAGCCAAAGCGAAGGCUGGUGUGACAAGUAGCUGACGUGUAUAGUGUUGAGUCAUCCGCAUACAUAGACACACUGGCAUUACUCAAAGCCAGUGGCAUGUCGUUAGUAAAGAUUGAAAAAAGUAAGGGGCCUAGACAGCUGCCCUGGGGAAUUCCUGGUUCUACCUGGAUUAUGUUGGAGAGGCUUCCAUUAAAGAAUACCCUCUGUGUUCUGUUAGACAGGUAACUCUUUAUCCACAGUAAAGCAGGGGAUGUAAAGCCAUAACACAUACGUUUUUCCAGCAGCAGACUAUGAUCGAUAAUGUCAAAAGCCGCACUGAAAUCUAACAAAACAGCCCCCACAAUCUUUUUAUCAUCAAUUUCUCUCAGCCAAGUGCUGUGUUUGAUGAAUGUCCUUCCCUAUAAGCGUGCUGAAAGUCUGUUGUCAAUUUGUUUACUGUAAAACGUGUGUGUGUGAGUGUGCGAUAUAUUAUGUGUUUAACACAGAUCUAAUGAACAACCUGUGUGUUGUUUUGUUGUAGGAUCCUGUCUCAGGUCUGUAAGACGCAGGCAUUUCAGAAGCUGAACCCAGCUCAGUUUGACCUACAUGACGAGGUCAACGAGGCUGUACAUGUAAGUACAUAUAGAAAGAGUACUAUAAAGACUACAGUUAAUACUGUAAAAGAUCCACAGAGCUAUUACUCUCUAAGACUGAAUGUCUUUGUUUGCCUCAGUCUGGUACACAGGAGUGGUUCACCAUAAAGAAAGGGUUACACCAGCCCAUGACCAAGGUAGGCUAAAGACAAGGGAAGAGAGACCCCUCCCACAUAUCACUUUCAAAGCACAUCAUGCACUUCUUUACACACUUUCCCUUUACACACAUUCUGUAACUUUAUCUCCCCCCCCCCCCCCCCCCCAUUUCUCUCUUCCCAGGACCUGACAGAGACUGUGAGUGCUCUCUCUAGGCUGAUAGGUGAAGUACAGCAGGACAUCAAGCACAACAAGGACAGCUGGAAUAGAGUGUUUGUCAGGUAAGAGACAGACGACCAUACAGAACAUGUAUGGUGGGAGGUGUCAUUAUCUGUCUUGAAUACGAAGAAGGUCUGCUUGUUAAUCACAUGAAUGGACUUGAAUGGGGUUGUUUUUCUUUCUCUCUCUCUGUAGUGCUGUGCAGGUGGAUGUGUUCACUGUAGUCUACCAAAAGCUGGACUCCCUGGUAAGUGGAGUCCAGCUUUUUUUACUCUCUACCUCUCUCUCUCCGCUGUAUAACUCACACCUUUCCCCCUCUCCUGUAGCUGGCGGGGGAGGUGAGAGACACUCUAAGGCUGUUGGAGGGCGAGAUGGAGCAGAGUUUAGCCAAUAGCCUGUUCCCUCUCUACCUAAGUCUACAGGUCAUCCACAAAGACAAGGCCUUCCUACAGAAAAGGUAAGAGAUUACUCCCUUAUGCUACAAACUCAGUAGUACACACUACUUAUACACUACUCCCUUACACAUACUCAGUAUUUCACACUACUACACUAUAUGAUAGAGCUAAGGCUGUUGUGUUGUUUCAGGGGUAAUCUGUUGGAGCUGACUAACUUCCAUGAGGGCUUCCGUGAGGCGCUUCCCUAUUGGUUGAACAAGGCCUUCAGCACCACUCUGGAACGGGUGGAGAGAGCUGUACAGGUGGACCAGGUAACAUACUAUUAUAACACUACACCUAGAAUAGAAUAGAAUUCCACCCACUCCUCAAUCAAUCAAAACUACCAUUACCCUGCCCAUUCUCCCUCCAGCAGAGGCGGAACUUCAGCUCCUUUCACCAGGUUAAAUACACACACCUGCAGGCAAUUAGUGGCAGCCUGACAAACCUCCAGUUGAUACCUUUCAGCGUUUGUAGUUGUUUAGUAGGUUAUACCUUUUACCUGUGGAUGCAUUUAUUGAAAAUAAAUCAUCUGUACCAUCCUUCAUACCGUCCUAUCAUCCCUGCUAUUACAUUCUACGAUUAAACCGGGCUAUAGCCUUUUGAACUGUUCUCCAUAUCUCUGUGUGUUCUUACUGACACAACACCACGGUAGCCCAUACCAACAUCAGCAAUACAACCUAUACAGUCCUUUCAGUCUACCAGUUUUUACAAUAAUUUAAUUGAAUAAUAUAAUGAAAUUGAAUAGAUACCAGCUAAAAUAUUCACUGUACACCUUAGUUGCACUCCAGUCUGCUUUUCACCUCAUUUAUCACCUGAUAUCCUCAACAAAAGGCGCAUCUCGAUAGGUGGUCGAGGUAUCCUCAUGAUAUGGCACAAGUGGGGGGAUGGGACUUUCCUAUUUUGUUCUCUAUUGCUCCUCUACUUUUAGCGCAAGCAAGGGGGAGGCCGAUGACAUCAGAGGGCACCAUCAGACCAACUCCUUGAAUGGCCUACUUCUUGAAGUUUGCAGUUGUCUAAAAAAAACACUUUUUCCUCAAAACAUAUUUUUGUGUACAUUACUGUAUUUAUACGUGGGAUAUUGUUUUUCAACUGGAAAAGUUCCAAAAUAGCUGGAGUGCAUCUUUAUAGCCAGGUAUCCGCCUCUGGCCUGCUGGCCCCCCUUUUUUUUAUUGUAAAGUGGUUAACCCACUGGCUAUAGGGUGAAUGCACCAAUUUGUAAGUCGCUCUGGAUAAGAGCGUCUGCUAAAUGACUUAAAUGUAAAUGUAAAAUGUAAGAUACUCACUCACUCAAUCCCUCCCUCACUCUCCUAUCUUCCCCCAGCUCCAGCCACUGCAGUCAGGCCCGGUGCCCAUAAAACACAGCUCAUCAGCAGUAGACCUGGUGGCCUGUGUCCAGCCCAUCUGUCAGCUGUGGGAGCAGCUCUCCUGGCCAGACCCUGAGGAGGCCUUCAUGCUCAUGGUCAAACUCACUGAGGUACUGCAUCAUAAACAUACAUUAUCAUGCAAGUACACAUAGUACAGUCGUAUGAAAAAUGUGGGCACCCCUCUGAGGCUGCAUAAUAAUUUACUCUGUCAUCACAGAAAAUGAUCACAGUGGCAUGCCAUUCAUUUUCUAAUAAAAGCUGAGUACUGGGGUUAUGUCCAGACAAAGAUUUUUAGUGUAGCAAUAUUAAGUUGUAUGAAAUUAAAUCAGAUGUGAAAAAUAGGCUAUGCAAAAAUGUGGGCACCCUUGUCAUUCUGUUGAUUUGAAUACCUGUAACUACUUAGCACUGAUUAAUUGGAACACACAAUUGGUUUGGUGAGCUCGAUAAGCCUUGAACUUCAUAGACAAGUGCAUCCAAUCAUGAGAAAAGGUAUUUAAGGUGGCCAAUUGCAAGUUGUUGUUCUCUUUGACUCUCCUCUGAAGAGUGGCAACAUGGGGGCCUCAAAACAACUCUCAAAUGACCUGAAAACAAAGAUUGUUCAACAUUAUGGUUUAGGGGAAGACUACAAAAAGCUAUCGCAGAGAUGUAAGCUGUCAUAGUGAGGAAAUGGAAGACCACAGGCACAGUUCUUGUUAAGGCCAGAAGUGGCAGGCCAAGUAAAAUAUCGGAGAGGCAAAGGCGAAGGAUGGUGAGAACGGUCAAAAACAGCCCACAGACCACCUCCAAAGACCUACAACAUGAUCUUGCUGCAGAUGGUGUCACUGUGCAUCGUUCAACAAUUCAGCGCACUUUGCACAAGGGGAAGCUGUACGGGAGAGUGAUGCGGAAGAAGCCUUUUCUGCACACACGCCACAAACAGUCGCUUGAGGUAUGCAAACGCACAUUUGGACAAGCCAGCUUCAUUUUGGAAUACGGUGCUGUGGACUGAUGAAACAAAGAUUUAGUUAUUUGGUCAUAACAAGGGGCGUUAUGCAUCGCGGCAAAAGAACACAGCGUUCCAAGAAAAACACUUGCUACCCACAGUAAAAUUUGGUGGGGGUUCCAUCAUGCUGUUAUUAGAGGCUAUAGGAAGUGUCUAGAGGCUGUUGUUUUAGCAAAAGGAGGCUCUACUAAAUAUUUAUGUGAUUUUUCUGUUGGGGUGCCCAAAUGUAUGCACCUGUAUAAUUUUCGUUUUGAUGCAUAUUGCACAUUUUCUGUUAAUCCAAUAAACCUCAUUUCACUACUGAAAUAUUACUGUGUCCAUCAGUUAUUUGAUAGAUCAAAAUGAAAUUGCUGAUCCAAACACCCAAUUAUUUAUAAAUGGAAAUCAUGGAAAUUGUCAGGGGUGCCCAAACUUUUUCAUACGACUAUCUCAUCAUAACCAGACAAGAACAUGCUCUAUCAUACAUUUACUAUUGUUGGCAUACACGUUUUUGCUCAUUUUCGUGUGUGUGUGGUGUGUGUUCAGGACGUGUGUAAGAUUGUUGUGAACUACUGUCGUAUCCUGAAGGAUCGGGUCAGGGAGCUGUCUGAGAACUCAGACCACGGCAUCGCUGUCAACAUGGUGAGGGGGAGAACAGUCCUGCCUCUAUCCCUUCCACUUUCAUUUAUUUUCCUUCUCUCUUUCUACUUGUGUCCAUCUCAAUCACCGUUUUUGUGUGUCUCUCUUCUUCUCUCAACUACAUUUAAGUGAAUUAUGUUAAAUGCCAUCUCUCUGUGUCUCUCCCUCUUUCUCUCCCCCCCCAGCUGUGUGUAGUAGUGAAUGACCUGGAACACUUGAGAUCAGUGCUGACCCGCCUUCCCCAGCAACUCAACUGGGCAGGACUUCGAGAACGCACCCUUCAAGUGAUAGGGGACCCUCAGUUCCACAAUGUGCUCCCCUCACAGCUGCAGCAUGCACAUGGGGUCCUCAACAAAGAGAUACGCUCUGCCUUAGAGACCGUUGGACGGAAGGUAGGGGUUUAGGAGAGAGGGGAGGGGUUCAAUGGAGGAGAAUCAAAAGAGACCUAGACCUGGGCUGCGUUCAGUACGUUUUUACGUUCUGGAACGUUCAAUUAAACGGAAACGGUGCUGUAUUGAAUGACCAGUUGAAAAACGGGGAGGGCAUUCGCCCAUUAAGACCCAAAAGCUUGAGAAAUUGCCCUAUAGUUGAAGUAUCUCUCUCUCGCUCUCUCCAGCUGAAUUCAGACAUUGCGAUGUACGUCCGUAGCAUGUCUACUCGAUGCAGAAUCCCCUCCAAGUCCACUGAAGAAGUAAGAAACUGUCAUCAGCCAUUUCCGAUUCAGCAAUACCGAAUUUAUAGACAAACAUUUCCUUGACUUAUGAAAAGCAUAUUACUGUAACUGACGAACUGUUCCAUGUGUCACCUAUCGUAGGCUGUGGUUCCCCUGAUACAAUAUCUGGAGAGGGAGCUGCAGUACAUGAAUGAGAACCUAGUCCAAGAGAACUUCAACAGGUACACGUACACACACAUGCCUGUAGUGCCGAUCAUACACUCACCUGUGGUUCAACUGGUACUGAACAUUUAUUACCCUCUUUGUUCCAGCAUACCUGUAUGAAUAUCUUAGAGCAGUAGUUGCCAAGCCUUUCAAAUAUUCUUGUCAUCUCCACUCUUCCUUCCUUCCCUAGUCUGUUGACUCCGUUGUGGACUAACUCCAUAAGGACCUUAUACCAGGUAGCUACACAGCAGAAGCAGGAGGAGGGACUCAUGGUGUUCUGUCAACGACUGCAAUACACACUCCAGGUUAGUAUAGUACCGAGUACACACUCCAGGUUAGGACAGUACUGAGUACACACUCCAGGUUAGGACGGUACUGAGUACACACUCCAGGUUAGGACGGUACUGAGUACACACUCCAGGUUAGGACGGUACUGAGUACACACUCCAGGUUAGUACAGUACUGAGUACACACUCCAGAUUAAUGCAUUAUUCUUAAAUACACACUUCAGGACAUUUCUGACUGUGUGUUGAUGUGUAUGUUGCAGUGUCUGGAGCAGUGUUUUCAUGCUGAGGGGAAUGGACUGCCACUGGAUACCCUUCACACAGACGACUACAAGGUGAGUUCAUGUUGGUUACAUUGCACAUUAUAUUGUUAUAAACUUAUGGUUCUAUAAGGACAUGUAAAAACAUGAAAUGGGUGACCUUGGGUUAUGAAUACUGUACAAUAACUCUCUUUCCUCUCUCUACUCAUUCUUUGAGAUUCUGAAAGCUCAUCUGACACACAACUCUCUCAACUGCCAGCAGCUCAUAGAGAAAUUCCUGGAUAGAAAAGUAUGGGAGCAGGUAAGAGCCUAUUCUAUUUGUGUUGUAUAACAGUAAAAAGUAUGUCUAUACAGAAUACAUUUGAAUCUGUGUUUGUGUGUGUGUAACAGAAGGUUUACAGUGGAGAAAAGUACGGCGCGGUCACACUCAUAGCAUCCUACAGGAGGUCUGACCAUAGACUCAGAGUGGAAGUAUUGAAUGCAGCUAACCUCCUACCCAUGGACUCCAACGGUAAGUGGUUUCCUCUUCUUGUCUCCUUCUAGACAGGUCUACUAGACAGGUCUUCUUACAGAUCAGAUCUCCUGUGUCUCUCCAGGUUCCAGUGAUCCGUUUGUCCAGUUGUGUCUGGAGCCUCGUCAUGUGUUUUCUGAGGUGGAGCCUCGCACCACACAGAUCAAGAACUGUGACCUCAACCCCCUGUUCGACGAGGCCUUCGAGUUGUAAGCACUAGCUCCAACUGCUACCCUUCAGUCACUACAUUGAUGGCAUAAGUCUCUCAGAUCUUUGUUGAAAAUGUGGAUGCAUUAAAACAACCACCUUUUUCCACUUCAACCUUGCCUCCUACUCAUCCUUAGGAACUAUACAAGUAAUCAUCUCUCUCACAACCCGCUCUCAUUCCCCUCUUCACCUUCUCUAUGUACCCCCACCUUCCCUGUCAGUAUGGUGUCGGUGGAGCAGUGCCAGGCUGCAGGGGCAUGUCUUGUGGUGACCGUAUUGGACUAUGACACCCUGAGAACAGACGACUUCGAGGGGGAGGCCUUCCUGGCUCUGAAGGCAGUGCCGGGGGUCGGAGGGGGGUCAGGGGAUGGACAGGGGCACCAGCCAGAUCCCUCCCCGGCCCAGAUACGCCUGCCGCUCAUACACCCCAAACCAAAUGGUAUGAUUUGGAAUUCAGUUCUGUGAAAAUUAACACAAACGUGCAUGAUACUGAAGUGUGUGUUCUCUCCAGAUGACAGUAUCCUGAAGCUGUUGGAGUCACGGAGAGGAGAGCGAGAGGCUCAGGUGUUUGUGAAGAAACGCAGACAGAGAGAGAAACAGUCACAGGAGGGGAAACAACAAUAA